AUGGUAUCUGAGGCUAUAUUGCCAAUAGGAAUGUUAUCCGAAGAAGCGCAAGAAGCAAUGAAUAAGGAUUCACGUAUUUCUACGAAUGAAGAUGUAAUGCACUAUUUAGACGAAAAGAAAAAAGUUGGGCCCUCGGGGGGCAGCCCAUCGCUGUGGAAACAUUUUGAUGCGGUCCAUCAAAUUAUCGGACUGACAGCAGCCAUUACUGCUGAAGUAUACGAAUCAUUUAUUGUGUCAUCUAUGGCUAUAGGAUCACCAGAACCAAUGUCGCCAGAGCAAGAACCAAUGUACGCCAGUAAUUACAUGACGAACUCACCAUUAGUGUCGCCAUUAGGUAGCUCGACAACAGCAGCGGGUGAAUCUACAAGUAAAAAGAGAAAUUACAUGGGCGAACUAAUAAAAGUGGCAAAAGAACAAAACGAAUUGCUGAAGACAGUGGUGGAGGACGGGAAAAUAUUGACUGAGAGAGUUGUUACUGCAAUUGAAGAACAAAGUAGUAAUACAAAAGAGUUUAUAGGUAUUAUGAAAACUAUUUUAGAAAAAAUGUAAUAAUAAAAUGAAUUUGAACUGAAUAUUAAU
Molecule: messenger RNA, 579 nt
Organism: Bactrocera tryoni
Lineage: Eukaryota; Metazoa; Arthropoda; Insecta; Diptera; Tephritidae
Exons: 4
Coding region: 1-549 (182 amino acids)
Source: RefSeq, a predicted model, not a curated record